This is a messenger RNA of Aphidius gifuensis, 2701 nucleotides long. RefSeq names its product FK506-binding protein 15. The coding region runs from base 209 to 2401 and encodes 730 amino acids. The record is from RefSeq and is a predicted model, not a curated record. Lineage: Eukaryota; Metazoa; Arthropoda; Insecta; Hymenoptera; Braconidae. The transcript has 4 exons.
UUAUAAACAAUAAUAUAACAAAACUUUUCAGGCAAUGCAGUGCUGUCAUCUGGUUCAUUGAUAAGUACUAUCUUGACAGCUGUAAUAAAAACAACAAUCAACAAAACAACAAUAAUAAUACACACGUCAAUUUGAGACAUGCCUUAUUAAUAUAAACAUUCAAGUAUUUUUUUAGUAAAUUAAAUAAAUCACGUAGUUAAACAUCAACAUGAGCCGAUCAAGUCAACUGCCAAAUCUUGAUAAAAUUUUUAAAGAUGAUGAAGAACAUGAUUUUACUCCAACUGGCGGAUCUAAUUUAGCUGCAAUAUUCGGUGCAUCACAACAACUUGAUGGAAGAGAUAUACAACAAUCUCAAGUACAAAAAAAUUCAAGUAAUAGUGGUAAAAGUACACCAAAAUUAACACCACAAAAUAAAACUGAAGUUAUUAUUGCAAAGGCUGUUCAUGCAUAUAAAUUACAAGAUGGUCAAUAUUCAUUGAUUGGAAAAGUUGGAAUAGCAUUAACUGGAAAUUUAGCAACACAAACAUAUCUUUUAAUAUUAUAUAAAAAUAAACAAAAUCAUAUAUCUGUUGUAACUUUAACACCUAAUUUUUCAUACGAUGUUAAAGAAAAUAAUUAUGUUAGUUAUUAUGAUGGUAAUAAUGAAAAUUGGUCAAUACUAUUUGAAAAUUCUGAAUCAUCAAUUGAAUUUUCACGAGAAAUUUGUUUAUCAAAAUAUUAUUUACAAACAAAACCAAUGGAUACAGUAUAUUAUGAAAAUUUAACACCAAAAAAUAACAAUGAAGCUGCAGCAGAUGAUGAUAAUAUUUUAUUAAAUUAUUUUUUAAUAACAAGUAUAUCACAGCCAUUGCAAAUUAAAGAUAAACCAUUACAAAGUAUGACUGUUCAAGUAUCAAGUUAUGAUACAUGGGAAAAAACUUUAGCUGGUGUUACCAAAGGAACAAAAAGACUACUAGUGCUACCACCAAGUAAACAACUUACAUUAGGACCUGGAUUUCCCAUGACAAAAGAUAUUGCUAUGGAAAUUGAAAUUGUUGAUAUAAUUAAAUCAGAAGAAGAAAGUAUACCAUCACCAAAAUUACCUGUACCAGGUGGUAAAGCUGCUUUAAUAUCUAGAAUGGCAAAAAUGGGUCAAUCAAUACUUCCAAAAGUUUCAACAACUGAUUCUGAAGAUACUGAGGAUGAAAUACAAAUUAAAUCACCACGUAAAAUAAAAAAUUCAAGUGUUGAAUCUAUUCAAGAUACAAAAAAAUCAUCAGAAACAAUUAUUGAAGAAUCAUCUCCAGAUGCUUCUAUUACCUCUGGAGGAAUGAUGAUGAAAAAUUUUACUGGCUCAAAUGUACUUGGAUCACAUGGAGCUGUUAUUCCUGCUGGUAGAACAUAUUCACCAUCUUGGCCUAGUAAUACUCCAAUUUAUGAACGUUAUGUUUCAACUGCUGAUGGAACAUUUCCAGUUCAAACAACACUUGCACAUCAAAUGAUGCCAAUUGAUCCAAAUAUAAAUAUAUUUUUAUCAGAAACAAGAACUCAAAAUUCAGAAAUACGAAUGGGAAUAAAUAAAGUUGCUGAUAAUGUUCAAAAAUUAUUGGAUAAAUUUCAUCUUAUUGAAAUUAAAAAUGCUGAACAACCAACAAAUGAAAAAGCUCUUGAGACUACUUUAAAAAUGAUAUUGUCACUUAAUUCAGAAAAAAAUCAUCUUAAAAAUGAUAAUAAUUUAAUUGAUGAAAAAAAUUGUACUGCAAGCUCAACAGAAUCACUACAACUUCAAGAAAAAAUAAAAUUACUUGAGGAUGAAUUAAGAAUAACAAAAAAUAAUUUAAAUGAAUGUAAGUCUAAGUUGGAACACAUAGUAACUGUAAAAUCAGAAUUAAUAACAGACAAGCUAGAAAUGCAAAAAAAAAUUGAUAAAUUAGAAACACAAUUAUCAGAUACUCAUACAUCAGUAAGCAAUUAUUUGUUGAAUAUCAAAGAGGCCAAUGAUUUGACUUUAAAAUAUCAAAAUAAAAAUCAAGAAUUAGAAGAUAAAAUAAAAGCUCUUGAAGUUGAAAAAAAAUUAUUAGAAAAUAAUGAUAAAUCAUCAGAAAAAGAUACAACAGCUGAAGUUAAAUCAAUUAUGAAUAAAACUUAUCAGACUCUUGUUAAUAAAUAUACAGAAGAAUUUUAUCCACGUGAUUUUAUCAAAAGUACAAUUGCAAAUACAAUAAAAGAAAUAACUCUUCAAGUAUUGAUGGAUGAAAAAAAAAAUAAAAAAAUUGCUGAUAAAGAUUUUGCAUUGCCUGAAUUUAAUCAUCAAUCAUCAGGCUCAGAGACAAAUAUAAUUCUUGAUAGUCAAGAUGGACCACCACCAAUUCCUCCAAUGGAUCUAGAUGUUAAUGAUGAUAAUGAAGAUUUGCUUCCAUAAAUCAUUUAAUAAAUUACGUAUUUUAAUUUUAGUAUUGUUUUAUUUUCAAUGAUUCUAUUUAUACUUAUAAAUGAAUUAAUAUUUAAUUAAAAUAUUCAUUUUAGGUGGACUUUUAUUUAUAAAAACAAAUUAAAUUGUUUAAAUACAUUGACACUAAUAGAUAAUUAUAAUUUUAAAAUUAUUAUCAGUUAAUAAUUUUUAAAAUUAGUCAUUAAAUUAAGGUUUCAUAUACAUGUACACAAUACAUACAAAAAAAUUUUGAUCCAGUCAUUCGUGAAAAAAAAAGAAUAAAGAAAAAAA